GCGACCGACGCAAGGCUUUUGUGUUUUGCAGUGUCCGUGAAAGUCAACGAUGUCGAUCAGUCAAGAUUCGUUUGGUAAAUCCGCGGUAGGAGAAGCCGUUACAAGAUACACGUUCCAGAACAAGAACAACGUCCUCGUGAGAGUCCUAGAUUAUGGCGGCAUCAUCACUGACAUCAUCGUCCCGGACAGGAAGGGCAAGAUGGAGGAUGUCAGUCUCGGCUUUGAUAACAUGGAAGGCUAUGCUGGGGGUCCAUACAUGGGUGCUCUGAUUGGUCGAUACGCCAACAGGAUCGCCGGUGGACAGUUCACUCUAGAUGGCGCCUCCUACUCUCUGUUUGUCAACAACGGACCUAACAGUCUGCAUGGAGGAAAGAGAGGAUUUGACAAGCGACUAUGGGAGGCUAAGGUUGAUGGCAACAGACUGAGCCUCAAAUAUGUCAGCCCUGACGGUGAGGAGAACUACCCAGGGGAGGUAACUCUGACAGUCACAUACGAACUGACUGAUGAGAAUGAGCUGAUCAUCGACUACACGGCAACAUCGACCAAGGCAACACCUGUCAACUUCACCAACCACGCCUACUUCAAUCUGGGAGGACAUGCAUCAGGGAAGGUUGACGAUCAUCUUGUACAGAUCAAUGCGGAACAUUUUCUGCCCCUGGAUGAAAACUCUAUUCCUACAGGUGAGAUCCGGGGCGUGGAGGGAACAGAAUGGGACCUGAGGACCCCUGUACGACUUGGGGACCGACUUGGACAGGUGCCCGGUGGAAAAGGAUUCGACCACAACUUCAACCUGUCCCUGUCUGGAGAAAGGCGUCUUGCAGCAAGAGUGGAGCACCCCCCGAGUGGACGGUGGAUGGAGUGCUACACCACAGAGCCAGGGGUGCAGUUCUACACCAGCUUCUAUCUGCAGGACCUCGCGGGGAAGGGAGGGGCCAACUACUCCCAGUACGGAGGAUUCUGUCUGGAGGCUCAGCACUACCCUGACAGCAUCAAUCAGCCAAGUUUCCCAAACUGUAUUCUACGUCAAGGGGAAACAUACAGACAGACGACAUCUUACAAGUUCGGCAUCAGCAGCUAAUUGCUUUACAGCUGGAACAGUCAAUGAAUUCGAUCUUUUUCAAAAUGCACACUGACAACACUGGGAACUUUCAAGGGCUACUGAGUUCCUCCAGCCUGGACAGUAUCUUAGUGUAGGAGCAGGUCUCGGGAUUUCAUAUGAAGAAGUAGUGACUUUAUGAUGUACAAUCUCAUUCAAAUCAGAUCUCAGUUCCCGCUGCCACUUAACAGUGAUCAGAGGACAUCCCAUUACGGGUCAGGUCAGAACAACCUUUCAUCCGACCAAUCAGAGAAUCGCUUACUAGAUCAGGAAAGUGAAAGUUGGAAUGUGUUUUCUAAUCAAACAAUCUCGAAAAAAUUUAACACAGGGUAUUCUGAAUGCCAGUUAUGGACUUUGUGACUGAUUCUGUCAAAAUCAUCCUCUAUCUCUCGCUUCAAUGAGAUAAGCAUUCCCCGUGCAAAGUGCUCUCAUACAAUCUACGCCAUCUAUUUUGUUCUGUUUUCAAAUUUUGAAUCAAGACUUGUCAAGAUAUUUGUCAAAGCCAAGUCGCCAGUUUGAAACUUGUGUCGUAUAUCUGGAGAAUGCUGCUUUCUGAUUGGCUAAUGCCGACGUCAUGUUAGUCAUUUCAUUGGUCGGUCAAAGUUCGCUAAAGGAUGUUCUGACAUGACCCAUUAUGGGAUGUUCUGAAAUCUGUGUUUAGUGGUACCGAGAAACUAAGAUCUGAAUUUAAUGAGGUUGGAUGAUGUAAGACUGUUUAGACAGUAGAUAUUUAUUGUCCCAAUGUUCUUGGCAGCUACUUCUACCUGGGAGGUUUUUAUAUGUUACUAUGGUUAUUUGUUAUACAUAGUUUAAUCAUGUAUGAGAUUCCAUAUUUUGAGAAGGUUGUUGUGAGUUGAUUUGCAUGUAGUUGAAGAAUGUUGAUGAUUUGAGAGACACUAUAAUGUACACAGCCUCUUCAAGAGAUCAUCAGGCCAACACAGUCAUCACAGUCUCAUUGUCAAAUCUGACUUUGGUUGAUGGUCCAAAAUUGAUGUUGGGAAGGUUUACAAUGAACCACAGUGAUCAAUGCUUUCCCUCAAGUGAAAGGGGGACAUCAUUUGGUAUUCUGAGCAAAUACCGGUACAUACAAAUGCAAUUUAUCAAAAGAUUGUUUUUAAGCAUCAGUUCAAGAAUCCAUCACCAAAAAAGUGAUAAAAAAAGAGUAAGGCUUAAAAAAUAACAGAGUUGGUUCUCAGGAGAUGACUUUUGAAAAUAUAGUGCUGGCGGUGUUUUUUUUGUUUUUUUGCUUUUUCAAUCUAGUAUGUAACCAAAUAAACAGUAUGUGUACCAUCAACCUGGGAAAGGGCCUCCCUACAUAAACAAGCACACAAACUCCUAUUGCCGCCAUGACAACAUAAACAUGAGAUGUGCAGUAAAGCAGUACGCAUGUAACGGGAAGUAACUAUGUUGUAUUGGAUCACAUUGUUAUUAAGUAUUAGGAUUUCUUUUUUAUAUAUAUAUAGAAAUAAAAGUUAAACGUGCUGCAGACUUUAUGAUGAUGCGGGCGGUGCCUGAGAACCAAGACUAUAAUUUCUUUUAGCCUCAAGAGAUGUAUUGUUAUAGAACUCACAUUAACUAUUUAUGUAUACUAUUCACCCAACCAAUUCUAUCUUCCUUGCAACCCGAGCUUGGCCAUGACCUGGAUUCCUGUACUGUGCUGUGGCUGCAAGUCCAUCUUCCUGAGGCAAGGGAGUUAACGGACUAGAAAUGUCCCGUUUCCACUUUUACAGUCAGUUAACUCCCUUGCCUUGAGAAGAUGCUACAAUUCCUGUUCCAAGGUGCUGUCAAAUAUUUUAUGGUUAUAUAGGAACACUUAGAACAAGCUUGCAUUUAGCACAGUUGAAGGAUUACAUUUUGUUAAAGCCAAUAUCUUGCUCCACAGUCUUUGUAUGUCUGAGGUUAUUUUGGUAUAUUCUGAGUUUGAUUGAAUGGCAUCAUUGAGAAUUGAUUUUGACAACACUUUGAACAGUAUGUCUCUCAUAUUGGGUGGUUUGACUCGAUCACUGGGUGUUGACUUAUUGUAUUCCUGAUUGUAAAGAUUAUUGCUCAUGUUUCCAGCUACUUGCUUGACAGGUCCAUAUUCAGUAAUUUUGUGAGUGAUAUGGCUGUCACGUUGCUGAAUGUCGCACUCAGUCUUAUAUUGUAACUUGUGGGGGGGCUCUACAGAUAGCAAGUCGCUCAGGUCAUUCGCCCAUGACCAGAAAAGCAUGCUAAGGACCAGCUAAGGGAGGCAACUCUAUACAGCAUAGCUUACAACCCCAGUCUGACAGGCACAAUUACCCUCUUCAUAAUGAAUUAAUAAAUCAAUACAAGUUAAUCAGCGUGAAUGGUAAUGAAAAAAACUGAAAUACACUGAGCUGAAUGUGUCGACUACCUUGUUCUUGUCAGGUUUAGGACUGAACUGAAAGUCUUUACUAGCCUGGGUAAAGAUAAAAAGAUGUAAUGUUAUAAUAAUGGAGAAAUUUUGGAAUUUGUCCUAGACCCGGGCUAGGAGGCUUCAGGGAAGUUGUAACCCUGUCUGGCGUUGAUGAUCGGUUUUAUGAGAUGAGGCGUUCCAUGACUGUAAAUAGAUAUUCACAGGUAUAUACCACUCAUUGUUAAGUUUCUGAAGUAUUCUUGGCACCAAGUGCAAUUGUUAUAUUUUGCAAGAGAAAUCUAAGUUUUAUUGAGAGAUUAUCUAGGAUGGCACUAAUGUGUAAAGAUCCAAGACAUGUGACAGCAGUUUAGUGUUCACAGUACCAAUGUAUUAAACUGUAGGAAGGAAA
Haliotis rufescens (red abalone) is the source of this 3861-nucleotide messenger RNA. Its product is annotated as galactose mutarotase-like. The coding region runs from base 50 to 1078 and encodes 342 amino acids. The record is from RefSeq and is a predicted model, not a curated record. NCBI's taxonomy places the organism in Eukaryota, Metazoa, Mollusca, Gastropoda, Lepetellida, Haliotidae. Gene Ontology annotation, molecular function: carbohydrate binding; aldose 1-epimerase activity. Gene Ontology annotation, biological process: beta-D-galactose catabolic process via UDP-galactose, Leloir pathway; glucose metabolic process. The transcript has 8 exons.